UUGUUUAUGAACUACUCUACUUUCACCGGCGCACUUCAGGGUUGCGUCUAAGUCGCUCUGGCUGCUACCGUUUCCAUGUAGGCCACAGGCACCAACUGCAUCCGUAUGCAGGGCGCUCUUAAGCAGAGAGCGGACCGCGAACCCGACGGGGGAGCACUAAAAAGAUAAUUGGUGGGACCGUGCGCAACGACGCGAGCGGAGCACGUCGAGCGGCGGCCGACGCUGCGUCCGGGCAAGCAAAAUAAGGCGGGACGGGGCGCGCGAUCAUCCGCAUUCCAGAAACGCCGCCCCUGCUUCCAAAUCAAAACCCACCCUCCGAGAAAGCACCGCAAUGUCGAGCGUCAGCGAAAACUUCCCGCUGUGGCCACAUUCCCUUCCGCUCGCCGGCUGCUGCCAGAUACCGCAGAAACGAAAUAGUGUUUACCUUCUGCCCAGCUUUCUCCUCCGAGGAAUUUUCGUCAUGUCGUCCCCGCAGACAACAACGUUGGAUGACACCCUGUCGAAGUCGGGCGCCUGCGGGUAUAUAAGGUUUGGCAUAGGACGUCCCACCGCACUUGGCCUUCGCUGUAGCCUUGGGAAGCUCUCCGCCGAAUCCUCUUGCCGACAUGAAGAUCUCGCUGUGCUUGGUGACGCUGUUGGCGUUGGUGGCGAUGGCAAUGGCGCAAUUCCACCAGCAAGCCGGCCGCAUCCUGGAGCCACCAGUUCCAACGCUCUGCGCCCAAAGCCGUCAGAGGUACAUCUGGACGAGCGGCCGCUUGUGCGACUUCAAGGGCUGCGAGCGAGCAGAUCUGCAGCCUCGCAACGUCAACGGCUGGUUCUGGACAGCCGAGCUCACCAAGCUCCCGCCCACCACCGACCGUCGCCAGAAUGAUUGGAGCCCGUCCGGCGGAUUUAACAAACCUCAACCUGACAAUCGUGAAUUUCUACAAGGAGGUGCUUCCGAAAACUGUCUUGCUAUCCUCAACAACUUCUAUAAUGAUGGUGUACACUGGCAUGAUGUGGCUUGUCACCACCGCAAACCAUGGGUUUGCGAAGAAAAUCUUGCAGAAUUGAGUGGAGGUGCUGGAACUGGCAGAACAGUUAGCAAGCCGAAAGAAGGCAUAGAAACAGGUUCAUGGUGUGGUGCUUGUUGUUCUUCUUCCACCUGUGGGUUAAAUUUCUGUGAAAGAGAAGAAGAACAAGAAGAAGAAGAAGAAGAACAAGAACAAGAACAAGAACAAGAACAACAACAACAACAACAACUACAAAAAGAAGAAGAACAACAAGAACAACAACAACAAGAACAAGAAGAAGAACAACAAGAAGAAGAAAAUCGGGUUAAGUAG
Molecule: messenger RNA, 1325 nt
Organism: Gryllus bimaculatus (two-spotted cricket)
Lineage: Eukaryota; Metazoa; Arthropoda; Insecta; Orthoptera; Gryllidae
Source: the annotation of a GenBank genome assembly